Messenger RNA from Naumovozyma castellii, 1779 nucleotides. It is a transcript of the gene GAD1, whose product is annotated as glutamate decarboxylase GAD1. The transcript has a single exon. The coding region runs from base 1 to 1779 and encodes 592 amino acids. Lineage: Eukaryota; Fungi; Ascomycota; Saccharomycetes; Saccharomycetales; Saccharomycetaceae. The record is from RefSeq and is a predicted model, not a curated record.
AUGCUUUACAAACAUACCAACAACCAGAAGAACCCAAGAACUCUAUAUCCCAAGAAGGAGGAACAGGAGGAGCGCAUUGCUGCGCAGACCACUCAAACUCGUAAGAGUAUAGUUGGCCUAGAAGAUGUCAAAUUGCUCUCAUCUCAAUUACAAGAAAUGUCCUAUCCUGGUGCUACCACAACGUUGGAACAAUCCCAAACUACUUUGGCAAACAGUUACGUUAUCCCCAGACAUGGGUUACCAGAGGAUGUAGCCUAUAAUUUGGUUCAUAAUGAGUUAAAUUUGGACGGUAACCCUCACUUAAAUUUAGCUAGUUUUGUUAACACGACUACGACCGAUAUUGCUAAUAAGUUGAUUAAUGAAAAUAUCAAUAAGAAUCUGGCAGAUAAUGAUGAAUACCCGCAAUUGAUUGAAUUGACGCAACGUUGUAUCUCUAUGUUGGCUCAAUUAUGGAAAUGUAGCCCUGAUUUGGAACCAAUUGGAUGUGCCACAACGGGGUCCAGUGAAGCCAUUAUGUUAGGUGGUCUUGCAAUGAAGAAGAAAUGGGAACAUAGGAUGCAAGAUGCUGGUAAGGAUAUUUCCAAACCCAACAUCAUCAUGAGUUCUGCCUGUCAAGUUGCCUUGGAAAAAUUUGCAAGAUAUUUUGAAGUGGAAUGUAGAUUGGUUCCUGUGUCCAAGAAGUCCCAUUAUAUGUUGGAUCCUAAAUCGUUAUGGGAUUACGUGGAUGAAAAUACUAUUGGGUGUUUUGUCAUUCUGGGUACGACUUAUACUGGUCAUUUGGAAAAUGUUGAGAAGGUAGCCGAUGUUCUAACGGAGAUUGAAAAUCAAAAUCCAACAUGGAGCAAUAAAGAUAUUCCAAUUCAUGUCGAUGGUGCAUCUGGUGGGUUUAUUGUUCCCUUGUCCUUCCAUACAGACCAUAUGAAACAAUACGGAUUACAACGUUGGGGGUUCAACCAUCCACGUGUGGUAAGUAUUAACACAAGUAGUCAUAAAUUCGGGUUAACCACACCUGGGUUAGGUUGGGUUCUAUGGAAGGAUGAUUCGUACCUUUCAAAUGAAUUAAGAUUCAGAUUGAAAUAUUUAGGUGGUAUUGAAGAGACCUUUGGUUUAAAUUUUUCCAGACCUGGGUUCCAAGUUGUUCACCAAUAUUUCAAUUUUGUUUCAAUGGGAUUGAAUGGUUAUAAGGCAUUAUUCAAGAAAUCUAUAUUUGUUUCCAGAGUAUUUGCUCAUAGUUUACUUACAAGUAAGAAGAUGCCCGGAUAUUUUGACAUUGUUAGUAGUACUCAUGAACGUAUUUCUGAUGGUGGGAUCCCAGACUAUGUUUCAGACUAUUGGGACAAUACACAAGACUAUAAACCUGGUAUCCCUCUAGUUGCCUUCAAAUUAUCCGAUGAAUUCCAUGAAAAUUUCCCAGAAAUUCCACAGGCCAUGAUUUCAUCAAUGUUAAGAAGCAGAGGAUGGAUCAUCCCCAAUUAUCCACUACCAAAAUCUACAGAUGACUCUGACCAAUGCGAAGUGUUAAGGGUGGUCUUCAGAAGUGAAAUGAAGUUAGAUUUGGCACAAAUGUUGCUCAUUGACAUUGAAGGCAUCAUUACUAAAUUGCUGUAUAGCUACACAAAGGUGUCCAAGGAAGCGCAACACAUGCAAGCCACACCGGAGAGCAGACGUUCUUUCAUUUACGAGAUGUUACUAGCAUUAGCGUCGCCAGAAGAGGGCGACACGGAAACAAACCCGGAGUUGAAGGAAAGAACCUCCAGGAACUACAGAGGUACCUGCUAA